GUACAUCCAACCGGCCUCACAACCAUAGACCAUGUGUAACCACACCAGCCCAGGACCUCCACAUCCAGCAGCUGUAACUCAAAGGCAAACCAAGGCCGACAUUGAAGGGAUUGUCGCGCAUCAUUUGAACUUUGACCCUCACACAUCUGCUCACGGUCGACUGCUGACCAGAUGUCCGCUGGGCUCAAACGCUGCAGGACAUUCAGAAUAGAGACUGAGAAAGCUCCAUCCAUCCAUCCUGUGGAUUGAUUCAGUUGGGAUAAAAGAGGAGGACUAAGAAGAAGAAGAAGAAUAAGAGGAGGAGGACCAACCGGGUGGCUGUCAGAUGGAGCACAGAGGCUCCUGGAGGAGCUCAGGGCGCACAGCGGACCCGCAGUGACCGCUUGUGGAUGGACGCUGCUCCCCGGUGGUCCAGGCUGUCCCCAGCACGGCUAUGACGGGCCCCCAGGAGCCAGACCUGCGUGAGCGUCACGGGGGAGGUGCGCCGGAGGACGGCGAUGAGGACGAGGAGGGCAGGGAGAGGGUGCACGUGUCGGUGGAGGGAGAGGAAGGGAGGGAGGAAGACGCCAAGGAGGAGGAGGAAGAGCUUCCGUAUCCGACUCUCGCUCCUGUGGUUCUCUUAGCUCUCACCCAAACCAGCCCGCCGAGAUCCUGGUGCCUGCGAGCCGUCUGCCACCCAUGGUUUGAGCGCGUGAGCAUCUUGGCCAUCGUCCUCAACUGUGUGACUCUGGGAAUGUUCCAGCCCUGUGACGACACACACUUCCUGCUGCAGGCGCUGGACGACGGCAUCUUUGUGUUUUUCGCCAGCGAAAUGCUGGUCAAGAUGGUGGCUCUUGGGGUCAUAGGUCACAACGGUUACCUGGGAGACACGUGGAACAGACUGGACUUCUUCAUUGUUAUCGUGGGGAUGUUGGAGUACUCGCUGGACGGACACAACGUCAGCCUGUCGGCCAUCCGGACCGUUCGCGUUCUCCGCCCACUGAGGGCCAUCAACAGAGUUCCCAGCAUGCGCAUUCUGGUCACCCUCCUCCUGGACACCCUCCCCAUGCUGGGCAACGUGCUGGCGCUCUGCUUUUUCGUCUUCUUCAUCUUCGGCAUUGUGGGCGUGCAGCUGUGGGCGGGGCUUCUGAGGAACCGCUGCUUCAUUGGGGAAGAUAUCAAGACGAGAUACAAUGUCUCCUUCCUGAGUGUUUACUACCGCCCGAGCGCCACGGAAGACCACCCCUUCAUCUGCUCCACGGAGAGGGACAACGGCAUGCUCCGCUGCUCAGACGUGCCCCGCCGACGGGUAGGCGGGACUUCCUGCUACCUGGGCGCCGAGGACGGGCGGCCGGAGAGGGCGCCGCCGGGGCCGGGAACCGAGGUGACGUGUGUGAACUGGUACCAGUACUACAACGAGUGUCGUGCUGGCGAGACCAACCCUCACAAAGGAGCCAUCAACUUUGACAACAUUGGAUAUGCAUGGAUUGCCAUUUUUCAGGUAAUUACUCUGGAAGGCUGGGUAGACAUCAUGUAUUACGUAAUGGAUGCCCACUCUUUCUACAACUUUAUCUACUUCAUCUUCCUCAUUAUAGUGGGAUCCUUCUUCAUGAUCAACCUGUGCCUGGUCGUCAUAGCAACCCAGUUCUCCGAGACCAAGCAGCGGGAGCACGCCUUAAUGAAAUCGGAGCAGCGCGCCCGACAGCUCCACCAAUCGGCUUCCACGCUGGCCAGCGACAGCCAACCGGGCAGCUGCUACGAGGAGAUCAUCCGCUACCUGGCCCACCUGGGCCGCAAGGCGUGGCGCCGCCUGUCCCGCCUCGUGGCCCGCGCCGCCCCGCGCCUGCGCUGCGCGUGCGUGUGCCGGCGGGACCGCGGCUUCAGCCCCCGAGGGGGCGGGGCCGGGGAAAUCAACGGGCUGGCCCAUCGGCAUUCGGGUCACAGCCCCGGCGACCUCUCGCACCUUCAUCAGGUGUACCACCAGCGCCACACGCUGCCGCCGGAGCGUGGCCUCAGCGGCGCAGGGAAUGGAUUUAAUUACCCCGUCAUCUCGCCACUCCUCACUCAUCUGGAUGCAAAGAGUCCGAAUCACAAGAGGCUGGUUGCCAUGGAGACUGUCAACAGGCUGCCACAGCUGGUGUUGGAACACGGUGGAUGUGUUGCCCAUCCGGCGCUACCCCUGCCGGGGGAGGUCCCGGUGGAGUCCUCGGGGACGUGUCCGUACUGCAGCUACUACAACCAACUGUGUGACCCCGAAAAUGCCAACGAGGGUCCCGAUGACCAUCAGCGUGGCCCCUGCAAGAGCCCGGAGCCUUGCAGCAGCCCCCGUCUGGGCGAGGGGCAGGUGGCUCGCCCUGUGGGGGGGGCGAAGAGGCUGUGCGAACAUUGCUGGGCGGAGCUGAGGACCAAACUGGAGCUGAUUGUGGGCAGCAGAUACUUCAACAGGGGGAUCAUGAUCGCGAUACUUAUCAACACGCUGUCCAUGGGCAUUGAAUAUCACAAACAGCCACAGGAGCUGACUGAUAUUUUGGAGAUCAGCAACAUGGUGUUCACCAGCCUCUUCAGCCUGGAGAUGCUCCUUAAAGUCCUCGCUUUGGGGCUCUUUGGGUACAUCAAGAACCCUUACAACGGCUUCGACAGCAUCAUCGUCAUCAUCAGCGUGUGGGAGAUUGUGGGCGAGGCAGAGGGCGGCCUGUCCGUGCUGCGGACGUUCCGGUUGCUGAGGGUUUUGAAGCUGGUCCGCUUCCUGCCGGCCCUGAGGAGACAGCUGGUGGUGCUGAUGAAGACCAUGGACAACGUGGCCACCUUCUCCAUGCUGCUCAUGCUCUUCAUUUUCAUUUUCAGUAUCUUGGGGAUGCAUCUGUUUGGAUGUAAAUUUGGUCUGCGGCAAGACAGCGGAGACACGUUACCGGACAGGAAAAACUUUGACUCACUGCUUUGGGCUACAGUCACUGUCUUCCAGAUCCUCACCCAGGAGGACUGGAACGCCGUCCUGUACAACGGCAUGGCGUCCACCACGCCGCUGGCCGCGCUCUACUUCGUGGCGCUCAUGACCUUUGGAAACUACGUCCUCUUCAACCUGCUGGUGGCCAUUUUGGUCGAGGGCUUUCAGGCAGAAGGUGACGCCAACAGGUCAGAGGCAGACGACGAGAGGCAGUCGCUGUCUUACGAGGACGAGGAGAAGCUGAGGGAGAUGUACGCCACAGAGCUGAAGAUCCAGGCCAUGAUCCAGAGCCCCAAUGGUCUCCUCAACCCGAAAGCCUCCAGGCCUCCGCCCCUGUCCUUGCCCGUCAUCACGCACACUGCGGCCACGCCCACCAUGAUGUACGGCCAAUUGAGACGCGCCAGUGCCGCCUCCAUGGAAGUUAACAGCCUGGAGGAGCAAAAGUCGCCGCCCCCGUGGGACAGUAGGUGGGAGAGCCGGCGCUCCAGCUGGACCAGCAUGGGCCGAGCCCCCAGCCUGCACAGGAGGAGCCAGUCGGGGGAGAUGGAGUCCCUGCUGUCCGACACCCACACAUUCUCCCGGUCCAGCAGCAGAGAACAGUCCAUGGACCAGCAGGAUUACCUGCAGGUGCCCAUGUUGCACACGCCCGACUGCAACGGUACCACCUACCACCUGCCGGACCACGACAACCACAAUGCUCCAAACACGUCACUUUACCACGGUGACCAGGACGACGAGGAGAUUGAAGAGACUCUGUAUCAGAAGCUGCGUAAGAUGUUGGCGCCGUACGAGCCUCAGUGGUGCCUGGAGCAUGAAGAGUGGUCUCUCUACGUGUUCGCUCCACACAACCGUUUCAGGGUGUGGUGUCAGAAGACCAUCGGCCACAAGAUGUUCGAUCACGUCAUCCUCCUCUUCAUCUUCCUCAACUGCAUCACCAUCGCCCUGGAACGGCCUGACAUCCAGCCGCACAGCAUAGAGCGAGUGUUCCUCAGUGUGUCCAAUUACAUCUUCACUGUGAUCUUCGUGGGAGAAAUGAUGAUCAAGGUGGUAGCAAUGGGCUUCUACUUUGGAGAGGGUGUGUACCUGCAGAGUAGCUGGAACAUCCUGGAUGGACUGCUGGUGUUCGUGUCCAUGGUGGACAUCCUGGUCUCGGUGGCGUCGGCGGGCGGAAAUCGUAUCCUGGGCAUCCUCCGCGUGCUGCGUCUGCUACGCACCCUGCGGCCGCUUAGGGUGAUAAGUCGGGCUCCAGGUCUAAAGCUGGUGGUGGAGACUUUGAUUACGUCCCUCAGGCCCAUCGGGAACAUCGUCCUUAUCUGCUGCGCUUUUUUUAUCGUCUUUGGAAUCCUGGGAGUGCAGCUGUUCAAAGGGAAGUUCUUCUACUGCGAAGGCUUCAACGUGACAAACAUCACCAACAAAACUCAGUGUCGGGAUGCAGGAUACCGCUGGCUUCGACGGAAGUACAACUUCGACAACCUGGGACAGGCGCUGAUGUCUCUCUUCGUGCUGUCAUGCAAAGACGGCUGGGUCAGCAUCAUGUAUGACGGCCUGGACGCGGUCGGCGUCGACCAGCAGCCAAUCAGAAACAACAACCCCUGGAUGCUGCUCUUCUUCAUCUCCUUCCUCCUCAUCGUCAGCUUCUUCGUGCUGAACAUGUUUGUGGGCGUUGUCGUGGAGAACUUCCACAAGUGUCGCCAGCAGCAGGAGGAGGAGGAGGCGCGGCUGAGGGAGGAGAAGCGACAAAAGCGUCUGGAGAAGAGGAGGAGGAAGGCGCUGGAGAAGCCCUACUACGCCGACUACUCGCCACUGCGCCGGUCCAUCCACAGCGUGUGCACCAGCCACUACCUGGACCUCUUCAUCACCAUCAUCAUCUUCACCAACCUCCUCACCAUGAGCAUGGAGCACUACAACCAGCCUCAGUACCUGGUGGACAUACUCAAGUACUGCAAUUACGUCUUCACUGUGGUGUUCGUCAUCGAGGCCAUCCUGAAGCUGAUCGCCUUAGGCCUUCGCCGCUUUUUCAAAGAGAGGUGGAACCAGCUGGACCUGGCCAUCGUGCUGCUGUCCAUCAUGGGAAUCACGCUGGAGGAAAUCGACCUGAACGCCUCGCUGCCCAUCAACCCCACCAUCAUACGCAUCAUGAGAGUGUUGAGGAUCACACGAGUGCUGAAGCUGCUGAAGAUGGCCACCGGGAUGAGGGCGCUGCUGGACACGGUCAUGCAAGCGCUGCCUCAGGUGGGGAAUCUGGGUCUGCUCUUCAUGUUGCUGUUCUUCAUCUAUGCAGCUCUGGGAGUUGAGCUCUUUGGAAAACUGGAGUGUUCCGAGGAGAACCCGUGCGAGGGCCUCAGCCGCCACGCCACCUUCGACAACUUUGGCAUGGCCUUCCUCACUCUCUUCCGUGUGUCCACCGGGGACAACUGGAACGGGAUCAUGAAGGACACCCUGCGGGAGUGCCGCCCCGAGGACCGCCACUGCCUCACCUACCUGCCGCUGAUCUCGCCCGUCUACUUCGUCACCUUCGUGCUGACGGCUCAGUUUGUGCUGGUCAACGUGGUGGUGGCCGUCCUCAUGAAGCACCUGGAGGACAGCAACAAGGAGGCGGCGCUGGAAGAGAUGGAGGAGAGGCGGGAGCGCGAGGAGGCCAACAGGAGGAGCAGCACCGUGUCGCUGGGCGGAGACGCUGGCAACAACGGGGACGCACCUGCCCAGGUGCAGGUGGAGGAAGAGGGCCGUUGCCGUGGAAACCUGCUGAGCAUCGGUCGCAUGCUGUCAUUGCCUAGUGACAGCUACACCCAGCCGCUCAGAUGUCCUCCAUUUCCUCCUGUUGGCGUGGAAAGCUACACAGCCUACAGCUACUCAGGCUCCGUGUCGUCACUAGCUUCCAGCGGGGGCGGCUCCCUCCUGCAGGUGCCAGGAGCGCUGCCCGCCUUCAGCCACGCCUGCUUGGGGUCGGGCCGCGUCACCCGGCCCAUGAUCCGCCUGAGCAGCUCCCAGAGCAUGGACCGCUACUCCCCCCAGCAAGCCGGCCCGUCGGAGGGCGCGGAGGCCUGCCGCGGCGCCAGCAGGCGGCGACUGGACUCGGCUCACAGCAUGGACGGAGGCCAGCUCAGCCCCGCCCGGGCGUCGCGCGUACACAGACUGAGCUCCGCCCACAGCAUGGACGGCUACAGGCCGGACGGCGAGCAGGAGCGAUCCAAGCUGGUGUCGGGCUACAGCGUGGACAGACACCCGUCCCUCGGCCUCAGUCCUCUGCACGCGGCCAGCAGGGGGCGCUGUCACUGGCUCAGUCCUGAGGAGAGUCUGGACCGGAACAAGCUGAGCCCCUCCUACGUUCCAGACAGUUCUGUCCUCAAGAGACCCGCUUCGUUCCGCACCGCUAGCAGACAGCUGCGGAGACAGGAGGCCGUGCACGCUGACUCUCUGGACCAGAGCGGCUCGGCGGACAACGUGGCGGACGCCGACCCGCCCGCGCCCGCCGCCGCCUCUUCCACACCACCCCGCCAGCGCUCGUCCAGCGUCCACACGUUGAAGUGCGCCCAGCCUCAGAGGGUCAUCUCCUGCAGGAGUCGCGGUCACGCCGACACCGGAACGGGACCGGAACACAGACCCGUGUCGGAAUCAGACACGGUCGCCGGCCUCCAGGUGCCCGGCGGGGACUCCCCCUCGCCGGCCCCCAGGUCCGACGCGGGCCCCCAGCCGGACGAUGCUGACGAGGAAGUCCGCAGCAUCAACACCUCGGCUCACACGCAACUUUUUCACAUGAGCAGACACCUCAGCCAAUCGGUGUCUCCCGUGUCGGGCAGGAACAGGAAGGAGCGGAUGAGCCCGCCUCCGGGGGAGGAGCCUGUCGCCACGGCGACCCAGCUGAUGGACAGCAGCGUGGAGCUCAGGAGGCGAACUUUGUCGUUUGACGCCUCGACCGUUCCUCCUCACCACGCCGAGUCGAACUCUAUGGACGACUGAAAAAGCACACCAAAAGACUCGGACUACUUCCUGUUUUAAGGCCACGCCCCCUGCCUUGUCCUGGCGUGAAUGUGUCGAGACUCCUCCCCUUCUUCCCCAGUGCAGCUUUUUGCACAGCGGAUGCACACAUUUAGAGACGUCCUCGCCCCUUCCUUCGUUCUUGUCCUCUCACCUCAAAAGCCUCGGUCUGAGUGCCUGAAAGUCCACAUCCACACGUCCCCCGCGUCCUUCUGAGAGCUGACAGCUGUGCCCAGUCUCUAAAAACUACCACUAAAGUACAGUCCAAACUCCAAAACUAGCAGUGAACUUGGAUAAGUGUAAAAAGGGUCUAUGGUUUUUGGGCUAGUGGGGUUGUUUUAGGGGUUCCUGUUUGAGGUUAGGUUAGGGUUGAGGUCAAGGUUGCCCUUGGAUGAAUUAGACCCUUAAACAGAAUUGUGUUACCCUGGUUAGGGUCGAGUUAGCACUCUUGGGUAAGGGUUGGGUAAGAUUUGUGGUUGGAUUUUAGGGUUGUAGGUUUAGGCUAAGGUCAUGGUUUGUGGUUGCAGUCAAUUUAGCGUUCCAAGACUAGUGUUGGGUAGGAGUUGAGUUUUAAGGUUGUAGGGUUGGACUAGAUUCACAGUUUGUAGUAGGGGUUUGGUUAGGGUUAAAGACAAUUUAGCGUUCUAAGGUUAGGGUUGGGUAAGAGUUAGGGUUCUGGUUUGGGGAUGGGUUAGAGUUGGUUUUGGGGUAGGGGUUUGGUUAGGGUUAGGGUCAAAUUAACAUUCUCUGGUAAGGGUGGGCAAGAGUUAGGGUUCUGGUUUGAGAUUGGUUAGAGUUGGGUUUGAGGAAAGGGUUUGGUUAGUGUUAGGUUUAAGUUAGCAUUCUAGGAUAAGGGUGGGUACGAUUUAGGGUCCUGAUUUGGGGAUGGUUCAGUGUAAAAGUUUAGUUUGGAGUUGGUGUAGUGGUUUGGUUAGAGUUGGGGUAAAGGUUAAAGUUAAAGGUAAGUUAAGUUAAAGUACCAAUGAUUGUCACACACACACUAGAUGUGGUGAAAUUUGUCUUCUGCAUUUGACCCAUCCCCUUGUUCACCUCCUAGGAGGUGAGGGGAGCAGUGAGCAGCAGCGGUGGCUGCGCCCGGGAAUCAUUUUUGGUGAUUCAACCCCCAAUUCCAACCCUUGAUGCUGAGUGCCAAGCAGGGAGGUAACUGAGUAGGUAGCCAUCCAAGGUAGUCCUUGGAUGGAUUAGGCCCUUAGGCAGAAUUGUCUUACCCUGGUUAGGGGUCAAGUUAGCGCUCUAGGGUAAGGGUGUGGUAAGAUUUGGGGUUGGAUUUUUAGGGUUGUAGGUUUAGGCUAUGGUCAGGGUUUGUAGUUGAAGUCAAUUAAGCGUUCCAAGACUUGUGUUGGAUUGGGUAAGAUUUGGGGUUGGAUUUUAGUGUUGUAGGUUUAGGCUAGGGUCAGGGUUUGUAGUUGGAGUCAAUUUAGCAUUUCAAGACUAGUGUUGGGUAAGAGUUGGGUUUGAGGGUAUGAUCUAUGAUGAGGGUAUGUAGUUGGGGUAUGGUUAUGGUCAAGUUAGCAUUAUAAGGUAAGCGGUUGGCUGAGAUUUGGUGUGGAGUUUUAGGGUUUGGGCAAGGGUCAGGUUUUGUUUGACUUUGGUUAAGGUUAGAGUUAAGUUAGCAUUGUUUGGUAAGAAUUGGGGUUCUGGUUUGGGGUUGUGUUUUGGGGUUAUAUGGUUGAGCUAGAGUCAGGUUCGGGUUAGAGUCAAUUUAGCGUUUUAAGGUUAGGGUUGGGUAAGA
Messenger RNA from Entelurus aequoreus (snake pipefish), 8654 nucleotides. RefSeq names its product voltage-dependent T-type calcium channel subunit alpha-1H-like. NCBI's taxonomy places the organism in Eukaryota, Metazoa, Chordata, Actinopteri, Syngnathiformes, Syngnathidae. The transcript is spliced from 37 exons. Bases 434 to 6883 code for a protein of 2149 amino acids. Gene Ontology annotation, biological process: calcium ion transmembrane transport; calcium ion import; positive regulation of calcium ion-dependent exocytosis. Gene Ontology annotation, cellular component: voltage-gated sodium channel complex; voltage-gated calcium channel complex; neuron projection. The record is from RefSeq and is a predicted model, not a curated record. Gene Ontology annotation, molecular function: voltage-gated sodium channel activity; low voltage-gated calcium channel activity.